Molecule: messenger RNA, 1509 nt
Organism: Verruconis gallopava
Lineage: Eukaryota; Fungi; Ascomycota; Dothideomycetes; Venturiales; Sympoventuriaceae
Exons: 2
Coding region: 140-1420 (426 amino acids)
Source: RefSeq, a predicted model, not a curated record
CCUCGUCCCCCAUCGCCAUCACAAACCACAUUGCCCACAUCUCCCCAAAAGCCCCUCUGCGCCUCUGCCCAGCGCUGCCAGACACAACGUUCAGUCCGCCCUGCUCUCCGCCAGAAGACUGAUCGCAGCCGCCCGUACCAUGCCCUACAACACCCGGCGCAAGUCGGUCUCGCUGUCGCAGCUGGGAAUCCAUGUGCCUGCCAGCUCGCGAUCGUCAUCCCAUCGCUCACCGCCUGCCUCAGCUACCACCCCCCCCGCCGACGAAGACAUGCAGCACGAACAGCAGCAUCCGAGCAAGAAGUUGAAGAGAUCGCACUCGUCGGCCGGCGACGAGCCUCUCUCGCCCAUAUCUACGUCGUCGCCGUCAAGAGCUUCGCCACCUGCCCUGAGGGAUGACCCUCUCCCACCAAGCGCCGGCCGCGUGGCGCCGGGCGUCGACGCGACCACUCCGCCGCCAGAGGCCGGCGUCAGCAGGGUCGACACGGAGGGCAUCAACGACGAAAUCGUCGUCGCCGUCAUACAGCAGCUCGAGAAGACGGGCAACCGCCCGCAUCUGCUCAAAGAGCUCGCUGCCAUCCUCCAACACAGCCUGCCCAUCGUGCAAAGCUCUGCGAACCAGCCCGCCAUCAUUUCCUCGCGGCUUGCCACCUACAUGAAGCGUCCGUGGACGGCGCUGGCUCCGUGUCCCAUAGGGAAGGAGCUCAUCGGCACCCACCCAAAGCGCAUCUACUUCUACCUCACCACUCAGCCGAGGCAAGCGUUCCCGGAUCCUCCGGAACGCGCAGAUCAGGCCGCGCGCAUCAUCUCGCCGUCGCUCACCUCGGCCGAGAACGAAGAGGACGACAAGCAGGCCAGGAGCCGCGCUGCCUUGUCGCCCUCGCCCGAGGUUGACCUCUCGACGCCGGAGCUUGAGCAGUACGAGUCGCCCUUGGAAACUGAAUACUUUCCGCACGGCCACGCGCUCUCCCGGUUCCAAGCGCACGACGGCUCGACCACCAGCCUCGCGCAGAGUCAGUCCACCCCGCCGCUCGAGGGCGACGAGCGCGAGUUCACCCAGACGGCCACCUCGUUGCAGCAGCGUCACAAAUCUGAGUCCAUGGAUUUUGCCACCCGGGCGCCGCCCGCCACCAAGGUCGAGCCCGUGGACGAGAUCAUGACCGAAGAUUCGGAGGAGAGCCGGGCGCGCCACAACCGGUCCGACGCGGCCGCUCUGUUUGGCCAAGGCGACAGCCAUCUGUCCAUUGCCAAGGUAUCUUUCAUGGAGAGCAGCCCGAUGCUGAGACCGCAGGUCGACUUCGACAUGCUUGUCACGCACAAAUUGGAAGUACACGACAUACGGCUCUCGGACGAGUACGACUCCAACUUCCUAUGCGAGACGGUCGAAAUGGACGAGCUUGACGAUCUGUUCGCCACGUAUUAGAGGCGCCCCUGACUCCUUUCGACAUCCGCGCAUAGCUCUGUUUGGGCCGUUCAUCCAAGUCGAGCAGGAGCCCGCGGCGUCUUCCCGGG